Molecule: messenger RNA, 1963 nt
Organism: Phaedon cochleariae (mustard beetle)
Lineage: Eukaryota; Metazoa; Arthropoda; Insecta; Coleoptera; Chrysomelidae
Source: the annotation of a GenBank genome assembly
UGAAUUUCGAAUCGGUCUUGUGCAUUCGGCUCUUAUCCCAAUCUAAAGUUACCCAACUGGCUUAUCAUUUUAUAUAUGGUGGCGAAACAAUUUAUAUGAAUUAUUUUUCGCGCCGGUAUUGGAACGCAGUUCUCAUUUAUAUGUUCAAUAUUUGAUAAUUGCCCAUUUUCUGACUGUGUUUUCGUAGUAUGGCAAUGUUAUUGAGGACUAGAGGUGGUAUUGCCUUAGGCUUUAGAGUAGUUUGUGUUAUUGCGGUUACGCUUACUUUUAUCGUUAUUGGCACGUUUCAUAGUGGACAGUUGAGAUCAGAGGAGAUCAAGGAUGGAACAGAACCAAUUCCAUUAUCGACCGGAAGACAUCUCCUGACGCUCAACGACCACCAGCAGAACCAGAACGCGACCAGGAACUGCACCCCUCCUGCCAUCAACGAGUUCCCUCCUGACGGGUUCACCAGGUCGCAGAGGCAGAGAGGGUGGGCCUUCCUCCACGUCGUUUUGGCAUGCUACUGCUUCACCCUGCUGGCCAUCGUUUGCGACGAUUACUUCGUGCCAGCGAUUAAAAAAUUCUGUGAUAAUCUCAGUAUGAAGGAAGACAUAGCUGGUGCCACCUUUAUGGCAAUCGCUAGCUCUAGUCCUGAAUUAUUUAUUAACUGUGUUGGCACCUUCGUUACCGAAGGAGACUUAGGUGUAGGCACAAUUGUUGGAUCUGCAGUAUUCAAUGUAUUAGCUGUACCUGCUUGCUGUGGCCUAUUUGCGAAUAUGGUCCUGGAGGUCGAAUGGUGGCCCGUAAGCCGGGAUAGUUUGAUGUAUGGCAUUUCUGUAAUCUCGCUGAUUGCGGUGUUACAAGACGGAAAAAUCCACUUCCACGAAGCUUUGGCUCUGGUUCUGGUCUACUCGCUGUAUGUGUUUCUAAUUUGUUUCAAUAACAAACUGAGCAGGACUGCUCAUCGGAUAUUGGCAAAAUUCCAAAGGCGGAGAUACUAUGUGGAAAUUAUGAAGGAAACACACCCGCUACUUUUGCAGAAAAAUGGGAAAUACGAGGCCGUACAUGAGAUCCUUGACACGGAAUUGACUUUGGAAGACUGCGAAAAGUUUGAUGAAUCUACCAAAAUAUGGGAAUGGCCAGCAGAAGAAACUACGAAAGGACAAAUUUGGUGGGUUCUAACCUGGCCCAUUUCUCUUAUCCUCUACAUGACUAUUCCCGAUUGCAGAAAACACCCAAAAAUGUAUGUUAUCACAUUUAUAAUGUGCAUUUUCUGGAUAGGAGUAACCUCAUAUACUGUCGCCUGGUUGAUAACUAUUCUAGGAGACACGUUGAAUAUUCCGGAUUCCGUAAUGGGAUUGACAUUCCUGGCUGCUGGAACAAGUGUUCCUGAAGCAGUAUCCAGCGUAAUUGUAGCCAAACAAGGUUAUGGAACAAUGGGCCUUAGUAGUUCAAUAGGUUCCAAUACGUUCGACAUCUUGUUGUGCCUAGGAAUUCCUUGGCUGAUCAAGACCGCAUUCUAUCCCAAAGUUCCGGGACAACACUGGAUACAGAUAAAUUCAGCCGGAAUUAAUUUCAGUGCGUUCGCAUUGCUGUCGACCCUCGUGCUGUUAUAUUUAAGUAUAGCACUCAAUAAAUUUAAGCUAGAUUGGAAAGUGGGAAUUAGUUGCCUCCUGAUGUACUUAUCUUUCCUGGUCUUCGCCUCACUUCUGGAAAUGAACGUUUUCUUUCCAGUCAAUUUACCUACUUGCGAUCGGUGACAGCAGCUGAUUUCUCUUAGGUCAUUUUUUCAUUCCUUAUGAUAAGAGAAAAAUUGAACUGUACUUUAUGUAAAGGAGAAAUUGCGUCUUGAGAAUACUACAUGUGAUUUUUCGUUUAUCGUAAUUUUAAUCUUAUAAGCUUUAUAAACAAUGUUUCUUCCAUUGAGAUUUGAGAAUCUGCAGAUUCAGAUAAGGAUUCGAAUAAAACGAUUUACUGAUAU